CAUUGACUGGUACUAAAAGCGUCUAGGCCAAGUUUUUACUUGGCAACUCUGUUAUUUUCCUUCAAAAUACUUGGGCCUGUGCUGCAAUUGCAUAUUUUAGAAAAGUUAAAAAUUAAAAAAUUCUUGGAUAACACCGCUACUACAAAAGUUCAAUAUGAGCUACGAUUUCUUGGCUGGCUAUCAUAUUCCUACAAUUCAGCAUGGUGUAGUGGCCCCAAUGUCGGCAAUUCCAUCUCACGAUGGAACGCACCAGCAGAAUCAGCAACAAGCUGUGGAUAUUUAUAAUCAAUAUCAAAAUAUUAAUCGAUAUAUUCCCCCAGGUUUGCAAGGAACUAAUUACGUGCCACCCUUGCCGUCAAAGCCUCAGAAGCGUAAAUACGAUUCAGGUCCGGGUAGAUCAAAGCAGGACCCCCUGGCAGAAACUACAUUAGAUGGUAAACUUGUAAUAUUUCACGGUCGAGAUACUAGUUAUCCAGAUGAGUUGAAUAAGUUGAUACAUCCACUGCAUUGUUCUCUAUGUGAUGUGCAAAUGAAUUCCUCAAAAAGUGCUAAGGAUCAUUAUGAAUCCAAACAGCAUGAUCGUCAUAUAACAACUUGGCUAAAUAAGAAUUUUGUAGAGAAGGGGCAAACAGCACCCAUAGUUAAGAGGUUCAUUAAGGAUGGCCCAACCGGAACAGAUAUUUAUCAUUGCGAAAUAUGCGACUUGAAAUUUGGAUCAUUGGCACAUGCCAGUCAGCAUUACUCAGGCCGUAAGCAUAAACUUGUCGCCAGCAAAGUCUCCCAACCUUCUGGAGCUGGCUUUUACAAUACCGAAAAUAAAUGGGUUCGUACGGGAACCAAAUAUGUGCCCAAAAUCGAUAAUGAUGGACGCUUUGGUAUUGGGAGUUUGUUCAAGGCUUACCCUGACGCGUCUGAUGAAGGAGCUGCACCUGAUACGACUACACCCACAGAUACUAUUGCCAAAACUGCUAUUAGUCCAGAUGGCCAUGUUAAGCUUAUUGCUGCUGGGCCAACUUCUAAAAAAGUUGUGGCAACAUCGUCAUAUUGUGAGAUAUGUAAGGUACAUGCAACUUCUGAGGGGCAGAUGACAAUGCAUUUGGAAGGCGUAAAGCACAAGAAAAAACUAAAAUCUCUAAGUUUGGAAGAAUCUAUUGCACAGGCAAAACCUGUUUCAAUUACGCCAGUUGCAACCAAUUCCUCUGAUACGAUAUUAGAAAGCCUAAAGCAAAGCAAUCCAACCGCUGAUUUGUCUAUGUACCGGACUCCAAGUGGCUCUUAUUACUGUGAGUGUUGUAAUAUAUCCAUGUGUCAUGUCGCUGGUUUACAACAACAUCUGAUCGGCAAGAAGCAUUUAAAAAAAGUAAACGAAGUUAAAGAGAAGGCAAAGAACGAAGCAGCAAAAAUUAAGAACGAAGCUAAGGUAUAAGCUGAGAAAAGGAAUCAAUUGAAUAUACAAUAAAUGGAUAUUCUCUUAGCGAUAUUUCGCAUUAUAUAACUAUAUACAUAAGCGCUUUGAACGUUGUGCAUUCUAAUUUCGAAUACGCGUUCAUAAACUAUAGCAAAAAAUGAUGUAAAGGAUCUUUUUAGGCAUGUUGGUAUAGUAUCAAUUGAAUGUACUAUGAUGAAAUUUAUAAUGUCAACUAAUGUAUCGCCGGCACAUAUUGUAACAAUACUAAGUACAUACAUUAGAAUGGAAACAUAUAUGUCUAUCCCUAAAUAUACAUCCAUACUUAUGUAUCUAUUUACAUAUAUACCCAAGUAUACAUAUAUAUGAAAUAAUAAAUACUUGAAAC
Rhagoletis zephyria (snowberry fruit fly) is the source of this 1793-nucleotide messenger RNA. RefSeq names its product zinc finger matrin-type protein 3-like. Gene Ontology annotation, molecular function: zinc ion binding; nucleic acid binding. Lineage: Eukaryota; Metazoa; Arthropoda; Insecta; Diptera; Tephritidae. The record is from RefSeq and is a predicted model, not a curated record.